UAGAAAAACGUAGAAGAAGGAACGUGUUUCCGGUGUGAACUUCCGCCGGCAGAAACCUCAUGUUGUACAGCAGAGACCGGCCAGAAAGUCGAACCAGAUCCGGUGUUUGUCUCUGUGGAGCUGACUGACCAAUCAGAUGGCCGAGGUGGUGCCAGAGAAAAGUCGUGGGUUGAAGUUUGCAGAGCAGCAGCUCCUGCGUCACGGCUGGGAACAAGGGAAAGGACUCGGGCGAGCUGAGAACGGCAUAUCGGAGCCCGUGAAAGUCAAAGUGAAAUGUGACAAAGGAGGAGUCGGUCAUAAAGAAGGAGAGCAGUUCAGCUUCCACUGGUGGGAUCAUGUUUUUAACAAGGCCUCAGCCAGUCUGCAGGUGGAGACAGACCAGAAUGGGAUUAAAUUAAAGAAGACGGCAGAAGAAGGUGAAGAAGACGGAACAAUCUCCAACAGAAAACCACGGAAAGCUCUGCUGGCAAAAAGCAAACUUUACGGAUGUUUUGUGAAGUCGGCCACGCUGCUGUCGGGCCAGGAGCAGCCAGAACCCAAAUCAUCAGUUUCAGACUCCAGCAGCAGCUCUGAGGAGGAGGAGGAGCAGAAACUGGAUCUGUCCAGCACCACAAAGCUCUCUGACUCUGAGCUGAUGAAGGUCUGUGGAGGACGAACGGCUCACAAGGGAGCGAGGCACGGACUGACCAUGAGCGCCAAGCUGGCCCGGCUGGAGCAGCAGGAGGCCGAGUUCAUGGCCAAGUACGGCAAGAAGAGCCAACACACGCCUUCUUCAUCAGUCUGUGUCGAACAGACUCCGCCCACUGUUGGAUCAGAGCCGACAGAGGAGCCUCGCAGACAGAAGACUAAGAAGAAGAGAUCCACAGAGAGAUGUAAGGAGCUGAAUGAGGAGGAGGAGUGUGAGAGCACUGAAACAGACAUUAAACCAAAGAAGAAGAAGAAGAAAGAUCAAACCAAGGACAGACUUCCUGCAGAGGGAGACAGAAACUGUCGAAUCAGUGAAGGAGCUGCAGAGUUCAACUCUGACUCCAAACGAAAGAAGAACAGGAAAUCUUUAAAAAACUACGCUAAAACACCAGAGGAAGAGGGAGAAUCCGUCCAAUCAGGUGACAGAACACAGGAGGAGGCAGAGCUUACAGAGAGCCAGAAAAGAAAGAAAAGUAAAAAAGACAAAUUACUGACAGAGAAAAGUGACGAAGAUUUGUUUCCACCAAAGAAGAAGAAAAAAUCCAAACUGACGACAAACUGAUCUCAGCUGGUUUUAGACAUAAAAUAAAUUUAAAUGAAAUGUUUGAAGUUUUCCUCUGAUUAUUAUGAACAUUUAGACUUUUUUAGAUUUUUAACUCCAGCCAACAUUAAAGAUGAAUUUCUCUGCAAACUGCAGCUUGUUUCAGCUGAUCUCAGAGGUUUCAGUAAGAAGAAAUGUUUUAUUUUAAUCCUGGGUUGAUCUGACAGAACAUGAAAUGUGAUCUUUUUUCAAAAAUCUCAUUAAAUCUUUAACUCAGAGGAAAGUGAUGCUUUAAAAAUUUAUUAAAGAUGAAAAACAGUUAAAAAUUCAUGUUUUUAUUCAAAUUAAACGUUUCAAACGUCA
Austrofundulus limnaeus is the source of this 1591-nucleotide messenger RNA. It is a transcript of the gene gpatch4, whose product is annotated as G patch domain containing 4. Gene Ontology annotation, molecular function: nucleic acid binding. The record is from RefSeq and is a predicted model, not a curated record. Bases 137 to 1249 code for a protein of 370 amino acids. The transcript is spliced from 8 exons. Gene Ontology annotation, cellular component: nucleolus. NCBI's taxonomy places the organism in Eukaryota, Metazoa, Chordata, Actinopteri, Cyprinodontiformes, Rivulidae.